AUGAGGAAGCCUCGCCGGAAAUCUCGGCAAAAUGCCGAGGGCCGACGUUCCCCAUCCCCCUACAGUCUCAAAUGCUCACCCACUCGGGAGACCCUGACAUAUGCUCAGGCCCAGCGAAUUGUUGAGGUGGACAUAGAUGGACGUCUACAUCGUAUCAGCAUCUAUGAUCCACUCAAGAUCAUCACUGAGGAUGAGCUGACUGCUCAGGAUAUCACUGAAUGCAAUAGUAACAAGGAAAACAGUGAGCAGCCUCAGUUCCCCAGCAAGUCUAAGAAGCCCUCAUCCAAAGGCAAAAAGAAGGAGUCCUGUUCCAAACAUGCAUCCAGCACUUCUCUCAACCUCCCACAGCCCAGCUUCCGCCUAGUGGAUCUAGGCACCCAGACAGAAGCACCCCCAUUGCCUGCUGCCUAUUAUCGCUACAUUGAGAAACCACCUGAAGACCUGGAUGCAGAGGUGGAAUAUGACAUGGAUGAGGAGGACCUUGCCUGGUUGGACAUGGUGAAUGAGAAGCGGCGAGCAGAUGGGCACAGUGUGGUGUCAGCAGAUACUUUUGAGUUUCUGAUGGACCGGCUGGAGAAAGAGUCAUACUUGGAGAGUCGCAGUAGUGGGGCCCAGCAGUCACUCAUUGAUGAAGAUGCUUUCUGCUGUGUGUGCCUGGAUGAUGAAUGCCACAACAGCAAUGUCAUUCUCUUCUGUGAUAUCUGCAACCUGGCUGUACACCAGGAGUGCUACGGUGUGCCCUACAUCCCUGAGGGCCAGUGGUUAUGCCGCUGCUGCCUGCAGUCUCCCUCUCGGCCUGUAGAUUGUGUUCUUUGCCCCAAUAAGGGUGGCGCCUUCAAACAGACCAGUGAUGGGCUCUGGGCCCAUGUAGUGUGUGCCAUCUGGAUCCCUGAAGUCUGCUUCUCGAACACUGUGUUCCUGGAGCCUAUUGAGGGCAUCAACAACAUCCCACCUGCCCGCUGGAAACUAACCUGCUAUAUCUGCAAGCAGAAAGGGCUGGGUGCCGCCAUCCAGUGCCAUAAAGUAAACUGCUACACAGCCUUCCAUGUGACGUGUGCACAGAGGGCUGGUCUCUUCAUGAAGAUUGAGCCAAUGAGAGAAACCAGCCUCAAUGGUACCAUCUUCACUGUGCGCAAGACUGCCUAUUGUGCGGUCCAUUCACCGCGAGGUGCUGCCACCACCAGGAAGAAGGGUGAUUCCCCGCAAAGCCUCAGUGAGGCUGGGGAUGAGGAAGGGUUGAAGGAGGGUGGUGGGGAGGAGGAAGAAGCAGAAGAAGUAGAGGAGGAGGAACAGGAAGGCCAAGGUGGGGUGGGAACCCCCCUCAAGGGAGUACCCAAGAAGAACAAGACAAGUUCGAAGCAAAAGAUCAAGAAGGAGCCAGAGGAAGGAGGCCGAGACACACCCUCCAAUGUUCCCUUGGUCACUGUCCCACAGAUACCUUCUUGCAGGUUGAACAAGAUCUGUAGUGGUCUCUCCUUUCAGAGGAAAAACCAAUUCAUGCAACGGCUUCACAACUACUGGCUGUUGAAACGGCAGGCACGGAAUGGUGUUCCCCUCAUCAGGCGCCUUCACUCCCACUUACAGUCCCAAAGAAACGCUGAACAGCGAGAGCAGGAUGAGAAGACUAGUGCAGUGAAGGAAGAGCUGAAAUACUGGCAGAAGCUUCGGCAUGAUCUGGAGCGGGCACGGCUGCUGAUUGAGCUGAUUCGGAAAAGAGAAAAGCUCAAACGGGAGCAGAUCAAGAUCCAGCAGGCUGCCAUGGAGCUGGAGCUGAUGCCAUUCAAUGUUCUGCUCAGGACAACACUGGACCUGCUGCAGGAGAAGGAUCCCGCACACAUCUUUGCGGAACCUGUCAACCUGAGUGAGGUUCCAGAUUACCUGGAAUUCAUAUCCAAGCCAAUGGAUUUUUCUACUAUGAGGCGGAAGCUGGAGUCCCACCUGUACCGCACCUUGGAGGAGUUUGAGGAGGACUUUAACCUUAUAGUUACCAACUGCAUGAAGUAUAAUGCUAAAGACACAAUUUUCCACCGAGCAGCUGUCCGCCUGAGGGACCUGGGAGGGGCCAUCCUGCGGCAUGCCCGGCGGCAGGCAGAGAACAUCGGCUAUGACCCCGAGAGGGGCACUCAUCUCCCCGAAUCACCCAAAUUGGAAGACUUUUACCGCUUCUCCUGGGAAGACGUGGACAACAUCCUCAUCCCAGAGAACCGGGCACAUUUGUCCCCAGAGAUGCAGCUGAAGGAAUUGCUGGAGAAACUGGAUCUGGUGAGCGCCAUGCGGUCCAGUGGGGCCCGUACCCGUCGUGUCCGCAUGCUACGCCGGGAAAUCAAUGCCCUUCGGCAGAAGUUGGCACAGCCACCACCACUACAGCCACCAUCAUUGAACAAGACAGUAUCUAAUGGAGAGCUGGCAGCAGGGUCCCGGGGGGAUGUGUCUGUGUUGGAGCAGGUCCUGCAGGAAGAACCAGAAGAUGAUGGUGACAGAGAUGACUCCAAACUGCCUCCCCCACCAACCCUGGAGCCCACUGGGCCUGCACCUUCCUUGUCUGAGCAAGAAUCUCUUCCAGAUCCCCCUACUCUGAAACCCAUCAGUGAUAGUAAACCUCCAAGCCGAUUCCUCAAACCCAGAAAGGUUGAAGAAGAUGAGCUCUUGGAAAAAUCACCUUUACAGCCAGGGACUGAGCCCUUGCAAUGCUUGCUCAGUGACAGUGGCAUCAAUAGACUGUCUCUCAUGUCCCCUGACACCUCUGUUGAUGCAUCUCUUGGUGGUGUGGGUCGCCGCACAUCAGUCCUCUUCAAGAAGGCUAAGAAUGGGGUUAAGCUUCAGAGAAGCCCAGAUGGGACCCUGGAAAAUGGGGAGGACCAUGGCAUGAUGAGUGCCCCUGCCUCUCCUGCCAGCAUUGAGGAUGAACACCAUUCCCGGAAACGGACAAGGAGCAGGAGCUGUAGUGACAGUGAAGGAGAGAGAUCGCCCCAGCAGGAAGAAGAGACAGGUGUCUUUUUUUGCAGCUCUCAAAUCAGUGAUCCGGUGCCCCCCAAACGCAGCCGUGGGAAGCCAGCCUUGUCCAGAGUGCCCUUCCUGGAAGGUGUAAAUGGAGACUCCGACUACAGUGUCUCAGGCAGAAGCCUCCUGAUGCCCUUUGAAGACCGCGGAGACCUGGAGCCCCUGGAGCUGGUGUGGGCCAAGUGCCGAGGCUAUCCCUCCUACCCUGCCUUGAUCAUCGAUCCGAAGAUGCCCCGAGAGGGUCUCCUGCACAAUGGUGUCCCCAUCCCUGUCCCCCCACUGGACGUGCUGAAGCUGGGAGAGCAGAAGCAGGCAGAGGUUGGAGAGAAGCUCUUCCUUGUCCUCUUCUUUGACAACAAGCGCACCUGGCAGUGGCUUCCUAGGGACAAAGUCCUGCCCCUGGGUGUAGAAGAUACCGUGGACAAGCUCAAGAUGCUAGAAGGCCGCAAGACCAGCAUCCGCAAGUCAGUGCAGGUGGCCUAUGACCGCGCAAUGAUCCACCUGAGCCGAGUCCGGGGGCCCCACUCCUUUGUCACCUCCACCUACCUGUGAGGGC
Molecule: messenger RNA, 3556 nt
Organism: Dipodomys ordii (Ord's kangaroo rat)
Lineage: Eukaryota; Metazoa; Chordata; Mammalia; Rodentia; Heteromyidae
Gene: Brpf3
Product: bromodomain and PHD finger containing, 3
Exons: 12
Coding region: 1-3552 (1183 amino acids)
Biological process (GO): regulation of transcription by RNA polymerase II
Cellular component (GO): MOZ/MORF histone acetyltransferase complex
Molecular function (GO): protein binding
Source: RefSeq, a predicted model, not a curated record